This is a messenger RNA of Grosmannia clavigera kw1407, 2775 nucleotides long. Its product is annotated as pseudouridine synthase. The record is from RefSeq and is a predicted model, not a curated record. Gene Ontology annotation, molecular function: pseudouridine synthase activity; RNA binding. Gene Ontology annotation, biological process: pseudouridine synthesis. Gene Ontology annotation, cellular component: nucleus. The coding region runs from base 1 to 2775 and encodes 924 amino acids. The transcript has 4 exons. NCBI's taxonomy places the organism in Eukaryota, Fungi, Ascomycota, Sordariomycetes, Ophiostomatales, Ophiostomataceae.
AUGGCCAACCUCACGGGAACACCAUCCGGCAACCAUUUGCCAGGCGUGCGGACGAACUCAGAGAAGAAGCUCGGUGUCUUGCACUACACAUCCUGCAUCGACUUUGGUUGGAUUGGAGACAUUCGCAAGCGCUAUACUGAUUUUAUUGUCCACGAAGUUCGAAAGGAUGGCACCGUCGUCUAUCUUUCUGACGUCGUGGAAAUGGACCCGGAAAAGCUGCGCGCUGAACCUGAGAAGACUGAACGGGUAGCUUUAAUUGAGCAUAAGCAUGUUCCCGAAUCGAAGACAGAAGAACCAGAAGCGGCCGAGAUCUCGAAAGAAGACGCCGAUGCACUCAGCAUUCUGCUGGGUGCCGAGGCAGCAAAGGAGCUCCAGGAAAUGUACGCGGCCAUUGUUGCUGGCGGGGUGGACCGAAAUGCAAAGGUCACUUUUGCCGUCAGCUCUGACCGCAGCCAACGCGGUCACAUUCACCAGGAAAUCCGGCGCAUCUUCUUCGGUCGCUUCGAAACACAAGCGGACCCCAACAGCGGGUCCAUUUCGGCGCAGCCGGUGUCUGGCCGUGGAAAACCGCGGGUCCCUCGCCGCAACCUUAAUGGGCCCAACUGGCGCGAGAACCGGGACAGCCGCGACAGCCGGGACAACCAGGGGCGCAACGCUGGCGGUCCCAACCCGCCGCGCAAGGGGCCGUACCUCCAUUUCACUCUCUACAAGGAGAACAAGGAUACAAUGGAGGCAAUCAACCACCUUGCGCGGAUGAUGAAGAUGAAGUCGGUCAACUUCGGCUUCGCGGGCACCAAGGAUCGCCGUGCUGCUACCACCCAGCGUGUUAGUGUUAAGUACCAUGGCCACGUUGAUCCUGCCUGGCUGAACUCGCGCAACAACAACAUCAAGGUCGGGGAUUUCAGCUACCACAAAGCGCCUAUCCAGCUUGGCCAACAUGGCGGUAAUGAGUUCACCAUUGCUAUCAAGAACGUUGAGCUGGCGCGGGGGAAGAACUGCUCCUUGAGUCACCGCCUCCGGAUGGCCGAGUCUUGCGUCCAGGCUGCGCUCGAUCACAUCCAGCAAAAUGGCUUCAUCAACUACUUUGGUCUUCAGCGCUUCGGCACCCACGCCAUUGGGACCCAGGAGGUCGGCCUGAAGAUUCUCAGCGGAGACUUCGAGUCGGCCUGCGACUACAUCCUUCACGUGGAUCCUGCACUGAUGGCACGCCUAAACGAUCCCGAUGUCGAGCUUGCGUUCCAGCGGGAUGAGAUCAGCCGCGCCCGGGCCAUCAGCCUGUUCAAGACCAAUGGCGAUACUGGUCCUGCUCUUCAAACCCUACCAAAACGUUACGGUGCCGAAUCGGCCAUUCUCCAACAUCUGAGUCGCAGCCUUGCAUCGCGCCGCGACUUUUGCGGUGCUCUUCUCAAGAUCACUCGCGGCCUGCGCAAUCUCUACAUCCAUGCGUACCAAUCGCUCGUGUGGAAUUGGAUAGUCAGUCGACGCUGGUCCAAGUUUGGCAACACGGUCAUCGCCGGAGACCUGGUGCUUGUCGAGUCCGAAGUGAACCCUGCUCGGUACCGUUCGGGCAUGGACAUGUCAGAAGAUCUGAACCAGGAUGAAGAGCAAUUUUACCAGGAAGCUCGUGUGCUGACCGCCGAGGAUGCAGCCAGCGGCAAGUACACAAUCUUUGACAUUGUGCUUCCUGUGCCUGGCUACGACGUUCUGUACCCAGAGAAUGAGAUUGGCGAAUUCUACGUCGAGUUCAUGGGCCGACCGGAAAACGGUGGGCUGAACCCAUACCGGAUGCGCCGCCCACAGAAGGAGUUCAGUCUCAGCGGCUACUACCGGAAGAUCAUGGCGCGCUUUUCGACUGUUCCCAAGUUUUUCGUCCGUCCGUACAUGGACGAUUCCGAGCAGAUGCACCCAACUGAUCUCGAUGAAAUCAGACUACGUAAGGCUGGAGAGGGUCAGAAGCAGGCGGGUUCGCUUGCUCCUGUUGCGGAAUCGACCAGCACCAGCGAUAACACCGAAACCGGUGAUAUAGCGGACUCAACUACCAUCCAGGAUGAGACGAGCCGUCGCCGUCGUUUGACGCCUGACCGACCACAAGAUCCUCCCGAAAAACGUGUUAAUGACGCGUGGAUCGAGACCAAGUUGGACGGUAGCAGCAAGCGUGUCAAGCUGGAAGUCGCACAAGCAGUCGAUGAGAACGUUGCUCCAGCAGGGGAACCCGUCUCCACCAAACCGAUUGUGUCCACUUCUGAGCCUCUUGUUGAUUUGCCUAUGGGCGACUCGAAAGCAAACGAGACUGAUGUUGCCACCGGUGUCUUGUGCAAUGACAAGGCUCUCCCAACCAUGGAGGACGUCUCGCGCCUCUUCGACGACCAGACAGAGCAACAGGGGAAUUUCAGUAUGGGUCCAUUGACAACCCCACGCAUUGGUAGCUCUGACAUGCCAUCGCUGGCGGGCCUCACACCUGUUCAGAGCAUCAAAAACGUUUUCAAGGAUGUUCCCGUGGGUGGAGAUAUCAGCAAGGCCCUUAAUUUGACAGCCGCUUGGCGAUCCGGCCUGCCGACUCUUGAAGACGUCGAAGAAAUGAAGAUUGCUGUGGUGCUUAAUUUCCGUCUAAACUCCAGCAACUACGCCACUAUCUGCAUGCGUGAGAUGAUGAGCACUGCUUUCAAUGUUGCCCCAGAGACGAACAGCAGCGGAUCUGGAUUUGGCCAGCUUCUUGGCCAUGGUGGACAUAUCCAUCAUGAAUCUGUGGGCCACACGACGAGUGUCAGUCACUAG